AAAGAAGCAGCGUAGAACGGCCUGCGUCCCAUGUGGGUUGGGAGCAGGAGCUGUCGCCCUGAUGGGAGCCGCCAAAUACGUUUGCUAUGUCCUCUUCGUUUGGUCGGCUCUGGGCUAGCUUGAUUAAGUGCAGCGAGGGUCAUUGACGCUCUGCGGGAACUUGCGCAAACUGGCCAGGAUGCUCAUCAGCAGCUUCCUUCAGCUCUACUUUGCGUUCCAAGCGCCACGGUGCAUGCCAGACCAAGAUUCCUGCUAUCGACCGCUGUUUCUUCCGAAGGAACGUGUGGGCAUUUAUGUCUACCUGACGACUGAUUCGACAUUAGAAUGGUGGACAGCUGAAGGGCUGGGCAAACUGGAGCAGAUGCCAUUCUUGAACCAUACAGUCGCAUUCGGUGAUUCUUCACCUUUGCUUCAGGCCACAGUGCCAUUCUCCAUGCCUGCAUUGCAAGCAGUCAGAAGAAACCAGUCGCUGCUCUACGCACACAGCUAUUUGGUGAGAUCAGGAGCCAGGCUCAGCGAAGAAUUGGGGAAAGCGAGCAGCAGGGGGAAGGGGCCACCUUCGCGCGGGAUUCUCACGGAGCACGCGCUGCAUACGUCCUCCACGCUCGUGAAGCCACUCCCCAAGGUCUCGAAGCGUCGGAAUUUGCUUGACGCGAAGGCAGACCAGCAACAUUUAAAACUGAAGUUGCCUGGCAUUGGUUGGGAAGUGCCAGUUGACCCAACCGCAAUAUUCUGGGUUGCAUCUUCCUCCGUGAUGCUGGCCUUUGUGGAGCCAACUCCACUUGCUGCAGCGUUGCGGCACUGCCUGCUGGUUGCCACUGCUAUGCUGGCACAGGCCAAGGUGGCGAAGCCAGAGCAACAAGCUGCAGAGAAGACAUUUCUCUUUGCUCCACCGGAAAUCGAGCCGCACCUCGCUUCCCUUUUGCGAUUGGAAGUGGCAGCUGAUUCGGAGGAUUAUGAUGACAGAUAUCCAGCCCCGCUGCAGUACAAGGAGUUGGUCUUCAAGGGCGACCUGCCAGUUCCGUCUGGCGAACGUUCUGUCAGAUAUCCAGUGCUACUUCUGUCGAACAAAGAAAAGCGGUAUGCCCCGCCCUUUUUUGUCGACACGUUGAGCAGAGACGUGGGUGUCAAGUCUUGGAGACCUUUGGAUUCGAACACUUCAAGGUUGGACCCCAACAUUUCUGCAGAGGUGGUUUUCUCUGGCAUGCUGAAGUACACUGCCACACGUACAAUGACGGAAGCCAUCAAGCCGUACAUGAAGCUUGGUUUCACAGAGCAGCACUUCGACGAAGUCAAGGAGUUCUUACUACGAUACCCAUUGCAUGUGCUCGUCAUCAUGCAGGUCGUUGGCUUUUUGCAGAUGAGUUUGUGGACGCUGGCAUUCAAGAACGAUGUCAGCUUCUUCAAAGGCCGUGCUGACUACAUUGGGCUGUCCAGCCGAUCGAUGGGCACCGCUGCCCUGCAGGAGGUGGUAUGGUUCCUGUACUUGUUUGACGUGGAUGUCUCAAAGCUGCUUCUGUUUCAGUUGGGCGUGCAAGCCUGUUUCAGCAUAUGGAAGUACAUCCGUGUGGCCAGGCUCGGGCUGAGAUGGCACUUGCUGCUACCUUGGGUGAGGAAUGGGCGCGCCAUUGCUGCUGCCGCUUCCACCGACCAUUCUGACGAAGACUACACAGAAGAGGUAGACGCAAGGGCAAUGUCCUACACCAAGAUGGUGCUCUACCCACUCUCAGCUUGCUGGGGUUUGUACAACCUCUACCACUCUGAAUACAAGAGUUGGUGGAGUUGGAUGAUCUCUUCCAUGGCUGAUUUUGCAUAUACGUUCUCGUUCAUCAACAUGCUUCCGCAAAUAUUCAUCAAUUACAAGCUUCGGUCUGUUGCUCACAUGCCGUGGCGAGUGCUGGUUUACAAAUUCUUCAACACUUUCAUCGACGAUAUCUUUGCCUUCUUCAUCAUAGACACGUCCACAAAGUACAGGUUCAUGACCCUUCGAGAUGACAUCGUGUUCUUUGUGUUUCUGUAUCAGCGACACAUCUACAGCGUUGACCACCGUCGUGCAGACGAAUAUGGUUUCGUGCAUGGGGAACAGGCUCGGGACGACCAGGCCUUGGAAUUGCCCAAAGGCGAAGCAGAGAAGGACAAGCCAGGGGAGUGCGCCGCAGCGCACAAGGACAGUCCCGAAAGAAACAAGGUGCAGGAAAAAGAUGGUCCGAGUGAUUCCGAGCAGGCCCGGGACUUGCCCGAGGAAGGAGCAAGCGAGCACGCCGAAGCGCCCAAAGACAGUCCCGAGGGAGACGAGGCGCAGGAAGAUGAGCCACGUGAUUCUGAGGAAAACUUCCCGGACGCAUUUGCUGAAGGGCACCAGUGCUCACCUGACACCCAGGAGCACAGGCAGAGAAGGAUUGCGCGUCCUACUGCUUCCGAAGAAGAUUAGGACAGGGCACUGCUGCAUGGCAGCCAGUGACUUGCCACAGUAGGGCGACUCAGCACAGCCAAGCCAAAUGAGGCUCUCUACCUGGCUCAGGGAGAAAAGGG
Messenger RNA from Effrenium voratum, 2532 nucleotides. The record is from the annotation of a GenBank genome assembly. Lineage: Eukaryota; Dinophyceae; Suessiales; Symbiodiniaceae.